CUUCCCACUCAGGCCGACGGCAGUGAGGGCUCGCCUGCCCCCGCGCAGCCCCGGCCCGGUGGAGGCCUACGCGCAUCCGUCCCCGCGGCACCCCGGGCGGGGUCGCUAUGGCGGAGCACGGCGCUCACCUGACGGCGGCGGGCGGCGGCGAGGAGGCUCCGUCCAUCUUCGAGGCGGUGGCUCAGGACAGCCUGAUGGCGGUUCUGCGGCCCGCGCUGCGCCACGUGGCCAAGGUUCUUGCUGAAUCCAAUCCUGGCCGUUAUGGCUGCCUCUGGACUUGGUUUGAUGAGAUCUAUGCACUCCUGGACCUACUGCUCCAGCAGCAUUAUCUGUCCAAGUGCAGUGCUUCUUUUUCUGAAAACUUCUAUAGCUUAAAGAGGACAGUGUUGGGACACAGCAAGGGGCCAUGUCGGCUGGCAAGUGCUGGACUUCCAAAGCAGCAGCACUGGAAGUCUCUCCUCCUGCUGGUUCUCAUUCCUUACCUGAAAGGGAAGUUGGAGAAACUGGUCUCCAGCUUAAGAGAAGAAGAUGAAUAUUCCAUCCACCUUCCAUCCUCUGCCUGGAAGCGCUUUUACAGGGCCUUUCUAGCAGCCUACCCAUUUGUAAACAUGGCCUGGGAGGGCUGGUUUCUCAUCCAGCAGCUCUGUUACAUCCUUGGUAAGACGCAACACCAUUCACCGCUGCUAAGGCUGGCUGGUGUACGCCUGGUAAGAUUGACAGUGGAUGAUAUCCAGGCCUUGGAGAAGAAACUGGUUGCAGCUACUGCAAGCCACAGCAUCAAGGACCAAGUGCAUGCAGCAGUGAAGAAAGUAUUGGGAGGUGUUGCCUUCUCUCUGUCCACUGGUCUCUCUGUGGGUGUGUUCUUCCUGCAGUUUCUGGACUGGUGGUACUCAUCUGAAAAUCAGGAGACCAUCAAAUCUCUGACUGCACUCCCUACUCCUCCACCCCCCAUACACCUUGACCACGGCACAGGCUCACCUCUCUUACCAAAACUGAAGACAGUGUGUCCACUCUGCCGCAAGAUCCGAAACAAUGACACCGUCUUGUCCACAUCAGGCUUUGUGUUCUGUUACCGCUGUGUUUAUAACUAUGUAAAGAGUCACCAGAGAUGCCCGAUUACUGGCUAUGCGACAGAACUGCAGCACCUUGUCAAGCUGUAUUCCCCUGAAAGCUGAAAGGACUGAACUCUACCUCUACCUGACAUACAACUCAGGUCUUACAUAAUCUAGGCUCUCUUACACCCUGAAUAUACUCUUUGUGCCAACACAAAAGACUGUCACCAAAGGCAGGAAAAUGUACGGUGCCAGCUUAUGACUAGUAUAACUGGGCACUAUGGCACAUUUGGACUUUAAUGGCAGUAGUAGAGUUUUUGCUGCCUUGCCGAAAUUUUAACAAGCCUUGGCUUCAUCCAGUUUGAACACAUUAGAACAAGAUUGUCAGGUUCAGCUACAACUAUAUGCUGUCAUUAGGGUUACCAGUGCCUUAAACACUGAAGUUGUGAAGUUACACUAAAUAACAGGGAAUGUCCAAUUGGAUAACAAAGCAUGCAUUUAGGAAAGAUUAAAGAGACUAUCAAAAUCUGGAGGAGAUAUAAAUCCUGCUUAAAGGCAGUAAUUAGCCACUGAAGGGACUGGGACAGGAGAUGGGGGGGGGAGGGGGGGGGGAGAGAAUCUUAGCCUCUAGAUAAACUGUUUAAUCUCUCAUUGCAGGGCCUCUUGAACCUUCCUUAAACUCAGGGUCUUAACCAAUUUUGGUACCCUGAGCAGACAGCAUCACAGUUUAUAUAGGUGCACUCCUAGAUACCUCUCCUCUGCUAAUUCUUCUGCUGUUAAGCUUUCUCACAUUACCAGGCUACUCAUUUUAGUAUUGAUAAAUGUUCAGAGUGCCUAUCAACCAUUUAGGCAGACAAGGUUCUUUGGGGGAAUUUGAUAAAAGAUAUCAAAUUCACCCAAGGAACCUUGUCUGCCUAUGUCCUUAGACCAACACGGCUACAACCUACACCCCUGUCAACCAUUUAUAAAUGUAAGCUUUUUGCCUUUGGAAAUGAGAUUUACAAAGCAACCAAUACAAGCAUGAACAAAGGAGAGGAUUCGCUGUCUGAAUUAGGCUUACUCAGUAUAGGCAGCAAAUUCCAUUACAGCAGGAAUGGUGCCCGUGCAGUUUUUAAAAAUCCUUGGAUUUGCUGAAGUUGUCCCCUUAUCUUGUUAGUAACCAUUUUUUCAGUAAAAAAAAAAAAAAGCUGCAUCUCUCCUGUUCUUCUUGGCUAUUAGGACUUUUGAAAUUGGGCACUUGGUAUUUGGUAAAUUUCUGUUGUCUAAUAUUUGAUAAACACAUUUUGCUCCUCUAAGUACCAUAUUUAUAUGAAUUAGCUGAGGCCACAGCUACCUUUAUCUUAAGAUGUUCAUAGGCACAGGGGAUGAAGAUCCUGUGCAUAAAACCUUGCAUGCUAGAAAUUAGCUGAAGAUAGUGUCUUCAUAUUAAUAAGGAACCAAAGCAUCAAGUUGCAACUGGACCAGACCCAAUUUAAACUAGCCACACCUGUAGCAUAACCUCAUUUAGCAAGUUACAUCUAUUUCAUCAUAUUGAAGGAUUUGCUCCAUGAAGCUAGGGAAUGCAGUGAAGGUAAACUUUAUGCUUUAAACUUUAUGCUUUAAAGUUGAUGCCUGAUUUAGAGUUUUGACCAAUUUUAAGGAACAAAUGUCUAAGAACAAUGGUGAUUUUCUAUUGCAAGUGCUCUAGGGGCAACAGUAAGCUAUCCCAGUGUGGCAUUAACUGGCGUUUCUACAAGUUAUUCUAAACUCCUUGAUGUCAAUAUGUGGUUUUAGAUUAAGACCAAAGCCCCUUGUUACGCUCUAAGUCAAGGGUUGGCAAUCUUUUAGUGCCAGUCUUCUGCUGCUGCCCCAACCAUUCAUGCUUCAUUCUCUCCCCUCCCCCGCCCCAACAUAGCCUGCUUACUGGGUGCAGCUGAAAAGUAUGCCAAACAGCGGCCAGGAGCAAUGAUUACAGGAGAAAGGACAACCAGGCACUGGAAGGAGGAGAGAGAGCAGAAAGGCCAGGGAUGGUAGCAGCAGGGAGCUUGGGAAUGCAGCCCCUUUAAAUCAGCCCAGAGCUGCUACACCCUCCCUCAUGUCUCCAUCUUUUAAUGCAAAAAUACCUUAUUAAAAGGUCAGAUUCAACACAAGAUGAUCAAUAUCUUAAAAGGCUUUUAAUACAAGCUUACUACAGUUUCAUAUGUGGCAUUGAUUCAUGUCUCCAUUCUAUCACUUCUAUUUCAACAGAUUUUUUUAUCCUCCCUCUGAGAAAUUGAUACUCAAGGAAACCAGACUGCACAAACCUUUUUUGGAUAGUCCCACUGAUUUCAGUGCAAGUCCUUAUAUAAACAAUGACUAUAGGCCUGGGUUUAGAGUAUACGGAAGAGUUUGAGGAUGUCAUUUUAUUGUUUCCAGGACCUUUUGUUUUCUAGUAGUGCUGAUCUUUCAUUUGUAGCAGAGGUGAAAAUGGCUUCUAUCUGCCUGUCAUAGCCCAUGGGACAAAUAUCAAGGACAAUUCAGUCACUGACGUGUACCAUCAUAAUUAUGUUAAUUAUGUUUGUCAUUAGCAUUAUGCUUGGUCCUAUGGACUUAGGUUAAUUUUAAAAUCAGUGACUCAUUAUAGAGGUGAACUAAGAUUUAUCUAAUUUAAAAGUGAAGAGUGGAAUUAGACUGGCUACUUUAAGUAAAAGUAAAUACAUCUUG
Messenger RNA from Alligator mississippiensis (American alligator), 3734 nucleotides. RefSeq names its product peroxisomal biogenesis factor 12 (gene PEX12). Gene Ontology annotation, molecular function: ubiquitin-protein transferase activity; zinc ion binding; protein binding. Bases 108 to 1175 code for a protein of 355 amino acids. Gene Ontology annotation, cellular component: peroxisomal importomer complex; peroxisomal membrane. The record is from RefSeq and is a predicted model, not a curated record. Gene Ontology annotation, biological process: protein monoubiquitination; protein import into peroxisome matrix. The transcript is spliced from 3 exons. NCBI's taxonomy places the organism in Eukaryota, Metazoa, Chordata, Crocodylia, Alligatoridae.